AAUUUGAGUGACGCCGAAAAACGAGGGGAGGAGGCUUGAGAAAGGGAAAGAAAAGCACAAACCACAUUUAAGCGUGAAACAGUAGCAGAAGAGGAAAUGAAAUAGAAGUUGUCCCAACUUUUGUCCGUUGGUUUUUGCGGAGCGAUACGUUUUUAUCCAAUGUGGGGUAGAGUCGCAGCGGUGAUUACGCACAACGCAGGUGUUGGCAAAAUACAUUUUUUAGAGGUUUGGUACGUUAUAAGAACUGGAUAGAAAACUGCUAACCAGUGUAGAUGCAAUUGUGAUAACUUUUGAGCAUUAAAAUAGCAAGCGAUACAACUAAAGAUGGUCUGAUCCAUUAACGCACGCGAAUCUCGUGGGAAUGUGAGAGGGAAUUAACUGUAUAGUCUACUGUACAACGCCAUGGACUGUCAAUUCGGAAUAUCCCAUUCAGUGUUCAGUUGCUCUAAUUCAUCAUAACGUAGGUCUACUGAUCUAUUUUACAAUGAAGUGGUUUGGAUUAUCCUGUUUCCUGCUCGGUGUGUUACUUCUGCCAAGCACACGAAACGUACUGGGCCUACCUGACACAGCUCUGAACUGUUGUGAGGGGGACAUCCUGCUGUUGUUGGAUUCUUCAGGAAGUGUGUCAUCGUACGAGUUCUCACGUCUGCUGCGCUUCCUGUCUGAGCUACUCCUUCCCUUCUCUCUGGGGCAGGGCCAGGUGAGAGUGGGUCUGCUGCAGGUGGGCACUGAGCCCCACCUUGAGUUUGGUCUGGACACCCACAGCACCCAGCAUGGCCUGCAGGAGGCACUGCGGAGGACCAAGCAGCUCCAAGGCGACACCAACACCGAUGCUGCCCUCAGAUUGGCCAAAGGACUGCUGACCGGAGCCGGGAGCCAGUCGGAGCACCCGAAGGUGCUGCUGUGGCUUACGGAUGGAGUGCGACCUGGCAGGGUGGACGAGCCAAUGGAAGAACUGAGGAAGUUGGGCGUGUCCGUGCUGGUUGUCUCGACAGGACACGGAAACUACCAGGUGCUGCGGAAGGUGGUGACCCCGCCCAUCGAGAACCACCUUUACUUUGUGGACAUCGAUGACAUCAGCAUUAUUACGCAGGACCUGAGGGAGGCCAUAAUUGAGCUGAUCCAUGCUGAGCGUCUGUGGGUGGUACAGGUGUCGUUCCAAAGUGCUGUACUGCAGUGGCGUCCUGUCAUCAACUCCAACACAGGUUUCUAUGAGCUCCACUACAACGCUGUUUUACCAGGCACACGGUACCACAGAAGGAUCCUACCUGGGGACUCAAGCUGGGUGGAGAUCAGCGACCUGCAGCCAGACACCAGCUAUACUGCCUCCCUCACUCCAAAAUCCAAUGAGGACUACUUCAAAACCCUCAGUGUCACUUUUACCACACUUUCUGAGGUGUUGAGCCCAGCGGUGGUCACUGUGUCGGACUCAGGUCCUGAUCAGGUACGUGUCAGCUGGGGUCCUCUGCAGCCCGACCAGGUCCGGAUGUACAAGAUAGAGUACGGAGCUCUGCCUAGUGGACAGGUCUCCAUAGUUACGCUGCAUGGACACCAGAACUCCACCGUGCUCGCUGGUCUGCAGCCGGAUACCCUGUACCUGGUCACUGUCAGCGCCCUGUAUUCAACAGGAAAGGAGAGGUCCGUGUCUGUCAAGGCCUGCACUCAGGAGGUGCUGCCGUCCCUGGUUGACCUCCAGCUGACCUCAGUGGGGCACGGCGCCAUUCAGGCCCAGUGGCGAGGCCAUGAGGAAGGACUGAGGGGGUACUGGCUCCGCUGGGAUGGGGGUGAGACCCAAAGUCUCUUCCACCAAGGGUCUUCCUACCUAUAUCUGCCCCCUGGCACCCUCUCCACACACCUCACACACUUGGCCCCCAGGAGCCGAGUGUGUGUGUCCCCUGUUUACCGCACAGCCCGUGGACAGGGGCUCUGCUGCACCGCCGACACACAACCAGGUCUGACACCGAGCGGAUGGACGAAUACACACACGCAUACAGAGGUCUGACACCGAGCGGAUGGACGAAUACACACACGCAUACAGAGGUCUGACACCGAGCGGAUGGACGAAUACACACACGCAUACAGAGGUCUGACACCGAGCGGAUGGACGAAUACACACACGCAUACAGAGGUCUGACACCGAGCGGGAUGGACGAAUACACACAACGCAUACAGAGGUCUGACACCGAGUGGAUGGACGAAUACACACACGCAUACAGAGGUCUGACACCGAGCGGAUGGACGAAUACACACACGCAUACAGAGGUCUGACACCGAGCGGAUGGACGAAUACACACACGCAUACAGAGGUCUGACACCGAGCGAAUGGACGAAUACACACACGCACACAGAGGUCUGACACCGAGCGGAUGGACGAAUACACACACGCAUACAGAGGUCUGACACCGAGCGGAUGGACGAAUACACACACGCAUACAGAGGUCUGACAGGCUUUUUGUUGGAGCUGAUUGCUUUAUAGGUAUUUUAGGAGGUAGUCAUUUUGCAUCAGGAAAUUAUUGAAAAAAUUAUUUCUUUCUCCCUCUCUCACUGUCUUUUCUCAUUUUGCUAGAUGCUGUAUUCUUGGGCUAUCAAUGACUUUACUGCAAUCAGAAAGCUGAAGUGGAGGAAAUUGAUGCUCUAUUGCAAAAUGCCAAUGCUAUAAUUAAGAUAUAAGGCUGUCCUUAAGCACAACACAAUGCAGAGGGCCUGGAUACAGUAUUUUGCUGUUGUAUACUGAAUUUGGACCACAAACCCCUGAGGUGCCUUAUUUCUUUUAUAGCCUUGUUUUAAAAAGUUUUAUAUGUCAUACCUGUGGUUCAGCAAAUCAGCGUUCGGGGCUUAAACCAUUUGGUUUAUAAUAAAGUAUAAUGGAGUCACAUCCAACUAUGCGAUAAGCACUAAUCAGUUUUCAUGAAACUGAAAUCUGCACAAGUGGAUUGUGUUGUCGUGUCACACAAAAUAGUUCCUGAGUCCCGUGGAUAAAUAGAUUGACAGUCUUUGCUUCAGCCAAGAGUCACUAUGAAACGACUCAUUCCAUUGAACAGGACGUCCACUGAUGAAUGGGAGUUGUGUGCGGGUGAUGUGGAGGAAUGGUGGGUGGAAGGGAAACCAAAGAAGCCUCUGUCAUGAAUAACCAUGUCACCAUAACCACAUUGGCUUUUAUGUGAGCAUGUUGUUACACAGGCAGAUGUUUCAUAAAAACAUGCAGCCUUGACACUUCAAUAAAAAAUAAUCAAAACGUA
This is a messenger RNA of Esox lucius (northern pike), 3239 nucleotides long. RefSeq names its product von Willebrand factor A domain-containing protein 1. The coding region runs from base 485 to 2002 and encodes 505 amino acids. The transcript is spliced from 5 exons. Lineage: Eukaryota; Metazoa; Chordata; Actinopteri; Esociformes; Esocidae. Gene Ontology annotation, molecular function: protein binding. The record is from RefSeq and is a predicted model, not a curated record.